AUGAGUAGUCGUAAAUCUAAGCAGAAAUCGGAUAUUCGUGAUUUUUUUCAAAACUCUGCUAAAAAAUUGCGAAUAGAAACACAGCACCCAAACGAUGAUAUACCUGGUCACAGUAGUAGUAUUACAAGCACUGAAAAUAAGAGAAAUAAAAAUAAUGAAGCUGUUGAUUCAUCUUUACUAUCAACUUCAUUAUCACAGCAACUUAUGAUUCUUAACAAACUUAUCGGUUCUUAUGUUUAUGGUGGACCAAAUGCAGAAAUUAUUGACGAUGUCAAAAAAGAAAACGUAUUUCGAAACACAUGGGUCCCAUCUCUUACUUACAUUUUUCCUGUUCAGCAAAGUCAGUCUUUUACAAGACAUUUUCAACAAAAGUGGUUGAAUGAUUACCCAUGGUUGGCCUAUUCAGAUAUCCAUAAAGGAUUAUUUUGUAAAACUUGCGUUUUAUUUUUGACUAAUUUAGAAAGAGGAAAAGGUUCUCAUCAGCAGGUUAAUCAAUUUGUACGAUCUCCAUUCACAAAUUGGAAAAAAGCUACCGAGAGUUUUGCCAAUCACGCCAAACUCAAUUACCACAAAGAUGCGUGUACUUCAGCCGUAAAUUUUUUAUCGGUGUUCGAUUCAAAAACUCUGGACGUAUGUUUGCAGAUUAAUACGAAAACAAAGAAAGAAGCCGAUGAAAAUAGAAAAAAGUUGCGAACGAUUAUUCAGACACUUAAAUUUUGCGGUCGACAAGAAUUAGCUCUUAAAGGGCAUAUUGACAGUGGUCGUUUGACUUUAGAAGAACCAACACACAACGAUGGCAAUUUUCGUGCUCUAUUAAGAUUUCGCGUUCAAAGUGGUGAUGAGGUGCUGAAGGAGCAUUUGUUAAAUUCGGCUCACAAUGCUAUGUAUACCAGCCCAGACAUACAGAAUGAAUUUAUACAGCUGAUUGGCGCGGAAAUUAUUUCACAAAUCGUUAAACGAGCAAUAAAGUCGCGGUUCUUUACCGUUCUCCGCAGAUGA
Camponotus floridanus (Florida carpenter ant) is the source of this 999-nucleotide messenger RNA. RefSeq lists its product as uncharacterized. The transcript has a single exon. NCBI's taxonomy places the organism in Eukaryota, Metazoa, Arthropoda, Insecta, Hymenoptera, Formicidae. Bases 1 to 999 code for a protein of 332 amino acids. The record is from RefSeq and is a predicted model, not a curated record.